Messenger RNA from Dioszegia hungarica, 1593 nucleotides. RefSeq names its product carboxylic acid transport protein. NCBI's taxonomy places the organism in Eukaryota, Fungi, Basidiomycota, Tremellomycetes, Tremellales, Bulleribasidiaceae. Bases 1 to 1593 code for a protein of 530 amino acids. Gene Ontology annotation, molecular function: secondary active monocarboxylate transmembrane transporter activity. Gene Ontology annotation, cellular component: plasma membrane. The transcript has 5 exons. The record is from RefSeq and is a predicted model, not a curated record. Gene Ontology annotation, biological process: plasma membrane lactate transport.
AUGUCUGCCGAACACAAAGACAACCACCCAGCUUCUCCCACUCACUACGAUGAGUCUACUCACACCACCGCCAACCGCGCAUCCGUCAAGGAUCAGCUCGCGACAUGGCACGUCGGUCGCGGCAACAAGUCUUUCGCUCGCGCCAUGAUUCCUACAUGGUACUCCCCUCCCUCGACAGAGGAACGGACCACCAAGAACCCGUUCAAGCUCUUGGGGAUGAUUGACAGAAUGGGAUGGCUCCUAUUCUUCUCUGGCUGGUUCGCCUGGACUUGCGACGGAUACGACUAUUUCGCCGUCCCACUCACUGUUCCUCAGCUUGCGGCCGCUUUCGGUGUCGGGACCGUCGAUAUCACCACUUCCAUCACCCUUACACUUCUUUUCCGGUCUCUCGGGGCCAUUAUCUUCGGGAUCCUAGCGGAUCGCUAUGGGCGCAAGUGGACUCUCGUCGGAAAUCUGAUCCUGAUUUGCGUUUUUGAGCUCGCCACUGGCUUUGUCAACACAUUUUCCGCUUUCCUCGCCGUUCGAGCUCUCUUCGGUAUCGCGAUGGGCGGAAUCUGGGGUCAGUCAGCGGCCACUGCGCUCGAGAACGUACCCGUCCAGGCUCGAGGACUGCUUUCGGGCAUUCUCCAGCAAGGCUAUGCCUUUGGAUACCUUCUGGCGGCCGUCAUCAACCUCACUGUCGUCCAGACCUCUCCGUACGGCUGGCGAUCCAUCUACUUCAUCGGUGCCGGCUUCUCCCUUGCGGCCGCAAUCGUCCGUGCGCUCCUGCCCGAAUCCCGGCAAUUCUUGCUCGCUCGUGAAGAGGCCAAGGAGCGACAAAUGACUUCUGGCCAAGCAACCAAGUCCUUCUUCAGGGAGAUGGGAGCCAUGUUCAAGAGUAACUGGAUCCGCUGCAUCUGGGGUGUCUGCAUGAUGACCGGUUUCAACUUCCUCUCGCACGGGUCGCAAGAUCUCUACCCCACCUACCUCCAAGUCACCAAGGGCUUCUCCUCCCCUCUUUCGUCCAAGACUACAAUCGUCUCCAACUGUGGCGCCAUCGUCGGCGGUACCAUCGCCGGCUACGUCUCCCAAUACACCGGUCGUCGUCUCGCCAUCCUCAUCACCCUUUGCUACACCGCGUGCUGGAUCCCUCUUUGGAUCCUCCCCGACUCCUUCGCCGGACUCACCGCCGGCGGUUUCUUCAUGCAGUCGGGCGUCCAGGGCGCAUGGGGUAUCGUACCCAUCUACCUCUCGGAAAUUGCCCCUCCCGCGUUCCGCGCCAGUUUCGCCGGUGUCGCCUACCAGCUCGGUAACAUGGCUUCGUCCGGUGCCUCGCAGAUCGAGGCCGACGCCGGUCGGUCUCUCAAGCUUGCGGGCACCCAGAUCGCCGACUAUGCUACCAUCCAGGGUAUCCUCAUUGGUGCUGUUAUCGCGUGGAUGGUCGUUUGCGUGUUCCUAGGGCCGGAGGCGAACGGAGCCCACUUUGAGCAGGCCAAGGUGUCCUUCCAGGAUGGUGCGGGUGCGGCUAGGGCGACGGAGCUUGUGCACAGGGGAGACCACGAUGGUGAUGCUCACCUCGAGAAGGGAAGGGAGGAGUUUGUUGAGCGUAGGUAG